Kockovaella imperatae is the source of this 3834-nucleotide messenger RNA. RefSeq names its product carbamoyl-phosphate synthase L chain, ATP binding domain-domain-containing protein. Gene Ontology annotation, molecular function: ATP binding; pyruvate carboxylase activity; metal ion binding. Gene Ontology annotation, biological process: gluconeogenesis; pyruvate metabolic process. The coding region runs from base 179 to 3760 and encodes 1193 amino acids. Lineage: Eukaryota; Fungi; Basidiomycota; Tremellomycetes; Tremellales; Cuniculitremaceae. The transcript has 14 exons. The record is from RefSeq and is a predicted model, not a curated record. Gene Ontology annotation, cellular component: cytoplasm.
CUCCUGUGAGUCGUAAUAUCUUCCUUUCCCUUUCGUUAUCGCCCCUUUUGUUUCCCCUCACACACGUUUGUGUCCCUCGGGCAUGGUGUAAACAUGCCGAAGUUGCUUCCGAAGACUCGCAGAUGCUAGGCUUUGUCUUUGGUUUCUACCUCUUUGACAUUCAGAGCUUGCGCUGACCAUGUCCCCUUCUACGCACUCGCAGAUCGAGGCAUGGGCACGCAGCAAUGCUCCCCUUGAAAGCCCUGGGCUAGGACCAGCCCAAACAAUCUCUGGACUUCGAGAGAAACAGGCUGGUCAUGAAGGUCCGCUCAGGAAGGUGCUUGUUGCCAAUCGAGGCGAAAUCGCCAUUCGAGUCUUCAGAACCGUACACGAGCUCGCCAUGUCCUCCGUCGCCAUCUACUCCUUCGAAGAUCGCAUGGGUGCUCACAGGUACAAAUCCGAUGAAUCUUACCUUGUUGGCAAGGGCAUGACCCCAGUUGCCGCCUACCUUGCCCAGGAUGACAUCGUAAGGAUUGCGCUCGAGCAUGGUGUAGACAUGAUUCACCCUGGAUACGGUUUCCUGUCUGAGAACGCGUCGUUUGCGAAGAAAGUUGAGGACGCUGGCAUCAUAUUCGUCGGACCUCAUCCAGAGACUAUCGACUCCCUCGGAGACAAGACCAAGGCCAGGACAUUGGCUAUGAAGGUCGGCGUCCCAGUCGUCCCCGGUACUCCUGGUCCUGUCGAAUCCUACGACAAGGCUGAAUCCUUCAUCAAAGAGUAUGGCUUCCCAGUCAUCAUCAAAGCAGCCAUGGGAGGUGGAGGACGAGGAAUGCGAGUUGUCAGGCACGAGAAAGACUUCAAGGAGAGCUUUGAGCGAGCUGUCAGUGAGGCAAAGAGUGCUUUUGGAGAUGGAACAGUCUUCAUUGAACGUUUCCUCGACAAACCUCGCCACAUUGAAGUCCAGCUUCUGGCCGAUCAGACCGGCAACUGUGUUCACUUGUUCGAGCGAGAUUGCUCAGUGCAGCGAAGGCACCAAAAGGUUGUUGAAGUCGCUCCUGCCCCUCACCUUGCGCAAGAGAUCCGUGAUGGCAUUCUGGCCGAUGCGCUCAAGCUCGCCAAAGAGGUCAAGUACCGAAACGCUGGAACGUGCGAGUUCUUGGUCGACCAACAAGGCCGUCACUACUUCAUCGAGAUCAACCCACGAAUCCAGGUCGAGCACACAAUCACAGAGGAAAUCACCGGAAUCGACAUUGUGGCUGCACAAAUUCAGGUCGCCGCCGGAGCUACGCUCGAGCAAUUGGGCCUGACACAGGAGAAUAUCCACCGUCGAGGAUUCGCUAUUCAGUGUCGUAUCACCACGGAAGAUGCUGCCGCUGGAUUCCAGCCUGAUACUGGAAAGAUUGAAGUUUACAGAUCUGCAGGUGGAAACGGUGUCCGAUUGGACGCCAGCUCUGGUUACGCAGGGGCUCAGAUCACGCCUCAUUACGACUCACUUCUCGUCAAAUGCUCAGUCUCCGGAGCGACGUAUGAAGUCGCACGACGAAAGAUGCUGCGUGCUCUCGUCGAGUUCCGAAUUCGUGGAGUCAAGACCAAUAUCCCCUUCCUGUUCCGAUUGCUCACUCACCCUGUCUUCGAGUCCGGCAAGACAUGGACCACCUUCAUCGAUGACACUCCCGAGCUCUUCAAAUUGGUCAAAUCGCAAAACCGAGCGCAAAAACUGCUUGCCUAUCUGGGAGACUUGGCUGUCAACGGAUCCUCUAUCAAGGGUCAGAUGGGCGAGCCGGGACUCAAGACUGAGGCCAUCAUCCCGCAAAUCAGGGAUGAUGCUGGCAACGUCGUCGACACCUCCGUCUCUUGUCAAAAGGGUUGGAGAAACAUCAUCGUGAACGAGGGACCAGAGGCGUUUGCUAAGGCUAUCAGAAGCUACAAGGGCUGUCUCAUCAUGGACACGACGUGGCGAGACGCUCAUCAGUCCCUCCUUGCCACCCGUAUGCGUACCGUCGACAUGGCCAAUAUCGCCAAGGAGACCAGUUGGGCCCUGCAGAACGCCUACUCCCUGGAAUGCUGGGGUGGAGCGACCUUUGACGUGGCCAUGCGAUUCCUGUAUGAGGACCCCUGGGACCGUCUCCGAACAUUGCGAAAGCUGGUACCUAACAUUCCCCUGCAGGCUUUGGUUCGGGGUGCCAACGCUGUCGGAUACACGUCUUACCCUGAUAACGCUAUCUACGAGUUUUCCAAAAAAGCAGUCGAGGCUGGUCUGGACAUUUUCAGAGUCUUUGAUUCGCUCAACUACUUUGAAAAUUUGAAACUCGGUAUCGACGCUGCGAAGAAGGCUGGUGGUGUGGUCGAGGGUACCGUCUGCUACUCUGGAGAUGUUGCGAACCCCAAACGUACAAAGUACACUCUGCAAUACUACCUUGAUCUCGUCGACCAGCUCGUUGGCGAAGGGAUCCAUGUGCUUGGUAUCAAGGACAUGGCAGGUCUCCUCAAGCCCGAAGCUGCGACCAUGCUCAUCGGAGCGAUCCGAAAGGCCCACCCUGAUCUCCCUAUUCACGUCCACUCGCAUGACACUGCGGGUAUUGCCGCUGCGUCCAUGCUUGCCUGUGCCAAGGCAGGAGCCGAUGUCGUAGACGUCGCUAUCGAUGACCUCUCCGGUCUGACCUCCCAGCCUGCAAUGGGAGCCGUCUGCGCAGCUCUUGAGCAGACCGACUUGGGAACUGGUAUUUCUCACGAGAACAUCACCGCCCUCAACAUGUACUGGUCUCAGAUCCGUAUGCUUUACGGUUGCUUCGAAGCCAACGUCAGGGCUUCUGAUUCGGGAGUCUUCGAUCACGAGAUGCCCGGAGGUCAAUACACCAACUUGCAAUUCCAGGCCACGCAGCUCGGCUUGGGUACUCAAUGGCUCGAGGUCAAGAAGAAGUACAUUGAAGCCAACCAGCUAUGUGGAGACAUCAUCAAGGUCACUCCUUCGUCGAAAGUCGUCGGAGACUUUGCCCAGUUUAUGGUAUCGAACAACCUCACCAAGCAGGAUGUCAUUGAUCAGGCUGCGAAACUCGAUUUCCCCAGCUCGGUCGUCGAAUUUUUCCAAGGAUACCUUGGUCAGCCGUACGGGGGCUUCCCAGAACCUCUCCGAUCCAACAUCAUCCGAGGCAAGGAGAAGAUUGAUCAACGUCCCGGUCUCGGCAUGAAGCCACUGGACUUUGCAAAGAUCAAGGCUGAGCUCAAACAAAAGUAUGGGAAUCACAUUAGCGACUACGAUGUCAACAGUUAUUGCAUGUACCCCAAGGUCUUUGAAGAGUUCCAAGGAUUUUUGGAGAAGUAUGGAGAUCUGAGUGUCGUGCCUACUCGUCACUUCCUUGGCAAGCCUCAGAUCAAUGAGGAGAUGCCCAUCUCGAUUGAGAAGGGAAAAACAUUGACCAUCAAAUUAUUGGCUGUGGGACCUCUGAACACUGAGAAGGGUACUCGGGAAUGUUUCUUUGAGCUCAACGGAGAGACUCGUGCGGUUGUCAUUGACGACAAGAACGCUGCUAUCGAGCAAGUCAGCAGAGAAAAGGCCACGAGCGAUCCAGGCAGCGUUGGAUCUCCAAUGUCUGGAGUGGUCAUUGAUGUCAGGGUCAAGGAAGGUCAAGACGUCAAGGCUGGAGAUCCUCUUUGCGUCUUGUCGGCCAUGAAGAUGGAGUCUGUUGUCUCUUCUCCUGUGUCUGGAAAAGUCAAGCGCGUCCUCGUCAAGGAGAGUGACUCGAUUGCCCAGGGUGACCUCACUGUGGAGAUCACACACUAGUAUCAUGAGCGUGUCCGAGGGUUUCAUUUCAUAGACGUUUUACAGCAACCAUAUGCAAAAUAUACGAAUUGUCA